GACCUGCCAUAAUCCCAAUCGUAACCCCAGUGGUGUCAGUAUGUGUCUGUCUGUGCCGCUAUGGGUGAAAACACAAUGACGUACUCCACUGCUGGGGCUUGUGAAUGUGUGUGUAUUUUGUUUGUUCACAAAGAUAGUUUUUGUUGUUAAAACAAAAGCCAUUAUGACUGUCACAAGUGCUUCUUUUUCUGACCACAAAACCUCAAACACACAUGAAAACGCACGCACACACCCAAAAUCUCACCCUGACACGAGGCGACUCAGGAGAGAGGGAGCGUGAGGGAGAGAAAGAAGCAAGUGAGGGAGAGAAGCAGCUUAAGCGAUGCGUUUUUUUCUUCCUUGAGGUGGACAGUGGAGUGUAUUUGAAGAAAAAAAGAGAAAUUACCUUCCUCAAUUUAGACAUCACAGCAACAGAAGACCGAAAUCUCUCUGGAGUGAGUGGGCAAGCAUCUGCACGGUUCUCUCCUGGUGUGGGUUCGACUCGGCAGUGUCGAUGUUUCCAGUGAAACAGCCGUGGUUGUGUAAAGCGCUAGGUUGCUAUGACUGCUGCAUCCGCUGCCUGGGCGCCGUGCCCUACACCAGCCUGCUGGCCACCCUGCUCUGCUACACUGGCGUGGCACUCUUCUGUGGGGGAGGGCAUGAGGCACUCACUCACACACACACAUUCGUAGAGCUCUACUUCGCAAGGGACGUCCAGGAUUUCACUGUACUGGCAGACUUUAUAAAAUAUUUCCAGUAUGUGAUCUACGGUCUGGCCUCCUUCUUUUUCCUCUAUGGAUUGUUGCUCUUGGCUGAAGGUUUUUACACCACCAGUGCAGUAAAGCAGACUUUUGGAGAAUUCAGGAGCACAAAGUUUGGCCGUUGCUUCAGCCUGACUUUUAUAAUCCUGACGUACGUGCUCGCUGUGAUCUGGCUAGUUGUCUUUGGCUUUACGGCCAUUCCUGUGCUCUUCUUCAUUAAUAUGAAAAGCUCCUGUCACAAAGUCAACAUUCUGUCGGAAACCACCUUGUUCAACCAGCAGUCAAGAGUCUGUAUGGAUGCACGGAUGUAUGGGUUUCUUCCCUGGAAUGCUGUGCCAGGGAUUGUUUGUGGAAACACACUGGCAAACAUCUGCAAAACACCAGAGUUCUACGUGACCUAUGACCUUUAUAUCUGUGCAUUUGCUGGAGCAGGAAUCACCCUUCUUGCCCUGUUCAUUUAUGUGGUUGCCACCACCUACAACUACGCCGUUCUUAGGUUUCUUGGAAGAAAGGGAAUCCGUUGCUAGGUUCGGUAUUGCUAGGCCCACAUUCCUGUUGCCUGUGGCCGGAGAGGAAACACAAAAGAGCUCCAUGAAGCCCCUGCAGAGUUCUAUCAUACAGAGCACAAACACACACACAAGCUACUGGUUUCAGGAGACAAACUAGUACAAACUACACUAAGGUUGACAAAAAAUACAAAUAAAAUAAUAAUUCUUUAAAGCACUACAUGUAAAACCACAAACUGCUGUACUGUAGAUCUCUGGAGGAGUGGAAUUUAGCUUCUUCACCAAUUUAGCUUCUCCUUUCUCUCAUGGCCAUUUAUUUAUUUAUUUUAAUGAUUGUAUUCUUUGUGCUUCAUGGUCUUAUUAAUGCCUUGCAGUUUGCCAGAAUUUUAGCCUCUCUCGUCUCUCUCUCUCAAACAUUGCAUCUUUUUGAGAGAGUUAGAGUGUGUUGUGCCUCAGUCAGAUGUGGGUUUUUAUUCUGUGUGACACAGAGAAACAGCGUUGUAGUGAGCAGCUUUCUUUGUGCCAAUGUUAGUGUUAGUGUCACCUCCUGUGUGUGAUUUUAUGUUUAUGGGUGUAUUUGUUGUAUAUUUUGACUAACUUUGGCAAUAUGCUGAACCUGAUCAAUGAUGGUGCUCGAUCAAAGUAACUAACUUUUUGUUUCUUUGUUUUUAUUGUUAACUUCCUGGCUCACUUCAGACAACUAAAUAUUAUUUCUACAGUAAGGUGGAUAACUGUAAAUGAUUAAUAAAACUUGUGCAGAAUUCAGACUAAAGUGAGUUUACAUAAAAUUGUGUGUUAACUUUGUUGAAACUCAUGCAUUAAACUUUAAUUUCCUUUAAUGAAAGCU
Messenger RNA from Carassius auratus (goldfish), 2093 nucleotides. Its product is annotated as myelin proteolipid protein-like. Bases 494 to 1267 code for a protein of 257 amino acids. NCBI's taxonomy places the organism in Eukaryota, Metazoa, Chordata, Actinopteri, Cypriniformes, Cyprinidae. The transcript has 7 exons. Gene Ontology annotation, biological process: central nervous system myelination; axon development. Gene Ontology annotation, molecular function: structural constituent of myelin sheath. The record is from RefSeq and is a predicted model, not a curated record. Gene Ontology annotation, cellular component: plasma membrane; myelin sheath.